GCAGUCUCGUCCCGCCUCCCGGCCACGUGGGGUUCUCUCUUCCUGCAGAUCCGGCCCUGGGUACGAGCAAUGGCGCCCUUCAGUAUGAAGACCCAGCCCGGAUCCCACAGCCCAGGAGCCAGCAAGAAGUGUUCCCUUUCCAGGAAUUGGCUCCUUAUGCACACUCAGCAGUACUGGUGUAAGUUUAAGCACUUUCUGAAGCCAUCAGUGCUUCACCUGGAGGCACGUCUGCUGGAAAAGAUUUUCGGUCCAAGCAGAGCCCUCCUUCCGGGCUUCGAACGGGAGUUCAAAGUCCUGCUCCAGAUGAGAGAGCGCGACUCCGAGGGCAAGGUUGAAAUCUUCAUCAUGGGGAGACACCGGUACCGCAAGCGUGCCAAACGGCUGAUUCGCUUUUUGGCCGUGAAGCCGCAAAGGAAGCCGUGCGAAGGCACAAUGAUGCUCAGCCUGGAAACCAUGAAGUCUCUUGAAAAAGAGAAUGUUCAUUCCAGUGCUUUCCUCUCCACCAUAGUGAUGAGCAGCCUGGAUGAAGCCAUGCAGUCACUGGAAAUAAGUCAGGAGACUGUCCAGGAACCUGUUACCAAAACAGUGUGAUUUUUGUGAUUAGGAUCUCAGUGCAAGGGGUUCAGUCUGGGUCAGGAGCCUUACCCUUAGAGGCCCAUUCUGUACUCUGCCUUUGUUCCUGUGGCUAAGGGGAAAUAAGUAUUGUUAGUGGUCUACACACCUUUUUCUUCCUAAACAAAUAGACAGUUGUUUAAAGAUUCAAACGUGAGUUAUAAUAAAAAAUAAACUUUAAAAAAAUAUAUAGAUAGAGAUUAGUAUCGUCAAGAAAGGCAAUCUUGCUUUGCAUGCUCCAAGAAGGGAAAGAGCUAAGAAUUAACAAAUGGUUGGUUCUCCUUUUUCAUAGUGUUUUGUAUUAGGUGGGUAUAGCUAGGAUCUUUAAUGUUCCAGGGAGCUUUUGUAGAUAAGGAAGAACUUUACUGUUUAUUCUUUCAUUAAUGCUAAUUUUGAAAAAAAAAUGUUACAUUGAUAUUAAACAAGCUUUAUAAACCCAAUUGUUAAGCGUUGAAA
Leptonychotes weddellii (Weddell seal) is the source of this 1068-nucleotide messenger RNA. Its product is annotated as developmental pluripotency-associated 5 protein-like. NCBI's taxonomy places the organism in Eukaryota, Metazoa, Chordata, Mammalia, Carnivora, Phocidae. Gene Ontology annotation, cellular component: protein-containing complex. The record is from RefSeq and is a predicted model, not a curated record. Gene Ontology annotation, molecular function: RNA binding.